Molecule: messenger RNA, 5580 nt
Organism: Lytechinus pictus (painted urchin)
Lineage: Eukaryota; Metazoa; Echinodermata; Echinoidea; Temnopleuroida; Toxopneustidae
Product: gastrula zinc finger protein XlCGF57.1-like
Exons: 3
Coding region: 297-1955 (552 amino acids)
Biological process (GO): regulation of gene expression
Cellular component (GO): nucleus
Source: RefSeq, a predicted model, not a curated record
ACACUCUUUAUUUUUUUAGAAAAAACGUUUAAAGAAAUCAGAGGGGGCAGUUAAGUUGUCCCCAAUCCCCACCAUCCUUGAAGAUGAAGAAAGAGAGAGAAUUAAGUCCUAGUAUUGUCGCAUUUACAUAAUCAGCAGCUGCGCACAGCUACAGUACAGACGGACAAUAGCAGUCCAGAGAUUUUUGUUCGACAAACUUCGAAUUCGUUAAAAUAUCGCACGCAAAACCGAGAAAUAAGAUCACAAAUGUAGAAUGUGUGUUUGACACCUGCUUGUUCCUUCGUCAAGAAGCCAGCAUGGACCAAUCUCAACCUGUAUUUAAUCACAGCGACCAUCCUCCAUUCAGGUUACCAGCGGGUCAUUACCAAGGAAGCCCUGCUCAGAUGAAUGUUGGAGUAAUGUCACACGCAGAACACAUUCCCCAAACCAUUACACCUGGUGCUCAGCAUGCACAUUCUUCUGGCAUGCCAUUCAGCUUGCCCUGGUCAGAUCAUCACGUUCAAGGGCAACCCAAGAAUGAAGCUACUACCUUCAAAGAAGAAAGUGAUCCUCAUCAGCAUACUGAGAAAGUUGAUGCAUUGGACCAGGAAUGGCCAGAUAGGAAAUCGCCCAUUCUUCCAAGUAAAGCUAAAGUUAAAAGUAAAGAAGAGAUCACGCCAGUGGAUUUUGCUGAAGAAGAGGUGGUCAGUAACUUUGUUCCUCUGUCAUGGACAAAGAAUUUCACUAAACCUCAUACAGUGUCAAAGUCAGAGGAUGGUGAUGUCAAACCUUGUGAUUCCACUGAGCGCAAGGAUACCAGAGAACAGAGAGCUGAAGAAGAGCUUGCAGCAGUACAUGCUUUCAUGUCCAUGGAACCUUCUGGGUAUACCUGUAUUCAAUGCGGUCAUGUUGUUCAUCGUAGCCAGCUUGCGAAGCACAUCCGAAUGCACACAGCUGACAGGCCUUUCAAGUGUGAAGUAUGUAAACGAGCCUUUCGUCAGAAGUCAAAUCUGAUUGUCCACAUGCGCAUGCAUACAGGCGAACUUCCAUUCAAGUGCGAUUUUUGCGAUAAAGCAUUCCGUCAGAAGUCCAUUCUCGUGACGCAUGUUCGCACGCACACCCGUGAGAUGCCGUAUAAAUGUCACCUAUGUCCAAAGGCGUUUACACAGAAGUCCAAUCUGGUGGAACAUAUUCGCGUCCACACAGGAGAAAAACCAUACAGGUGCCCAGAGUGUGAAAAGGCAUUUGCUCAGAAAUCUAACUUGGUCGUUCACAUCCGUAGCCACACCGGGGAAGCUCCGUUUAAAUGCGGGGCUUGCGGGAAAUCUUUCCGGCAAAAGUCGAUAUUAACCACUCACAUGAGAACUCAUACUGGAGAGCUGCCUUUCAAGUGUCGGCAGUGUGAACGUGCCUUUGCACAGAAAUCUAACCUGGUGGAACACGAACGUCAGCACACGGGAGAGAGACCCUUCGUUUGUCAAGAAUGUGACAAAGCCUUCAUCCGUCAUCAGGAUCUAUUACAGCAUAUGAGGCAGCACACGGGCCGAAAACCCUACGACUGCGGGGAAUGUGGCAAGAUGUUCAGUCGGAAGAAGCACGCGGAGAAGCACGUUCGUUCGCACAUUAAACACCGUUUCAACUGUGGAGUCUGUGGUCAGGGUUUUAUGGAUGAAAAUCUGAUGGUGAUCCACCUGACCACCCACUGUCAUUGUCAUAUCUGCAGUAUCAGCUUUGAUUCAAAGGAAGAUCUAACUGAGCAUUGUAGACUUCAUGCUAUGGGUAUGCCUGAUAGCGAGGAAGUACGAAUCAGUCAUGACCAGGAAAGCAAAGGCAAUGUAACACAGAACUCCCAUUCUAGCUCCAAACUUCCAUAUGCUGAGACUGUUUCACAUUAUGCAAGUAGCAGCAAAUCUUUGGAAUAUAAACAAGAAGAUACAUUUAAUAGAACUGCUAUUUCUUCACCUUCAUCUCAUUAAACUACUCUCAUAUUAUAGGAAAUAAUUUCCAACUGGUAAAAUUAGAUGAAAAAAUCUAAAACUAUUUCAUAUCAUUCAUGGAAAGAUGAACAGCGCAAGCCACAAAUUUGCUGUGAAAUAUUGGUUAUAAAGCAGUUUAUUCAUUGGCAUUUUUUGUGCAUUCUAUCUUAGAAGGGCCAGAGAGUUACAAAUAAUGGGGAAACUGUAGUUGAUAGCAUUGGCAAAAUGUUUAUUUACGUGCACAUUAUCAUCUGUCCAUUGUGUGAGACUGUGAGUGAUUAAUGUGAUAAAAAUCCAGACAGCCCAAAGUCGACUGAGCUCAGGAUCAUCAUUUACUGCAAGUUGUUGAAUUCUCAACAGUUCCAAGUCUUAAGACGCAUAGGUCUCAUGAUUUUGAAACCCAAGCAAACCUGUAUCAUACUAAGUAAUAUUUCUGGGCCCCGUCUUACAAAGAGUUGUGAUUGAUCCGAUCAACAACGACUAUGGACAGCCAGCAACGUCAACAUCUAAAAUGCAAUUUGUUCAAAAUAUUUUCUAGAUAUGAUGUAUAUUCAUACAUUCUUCAUUCUCUUGAAGAUUCAGUGUGAUUCGCUUUUUUUACUAAGAAGAUUGUGCAAAUUUCCUGUAGAAAAAAUUAUGGUAUGGAUGGAUUUCCAUACAGUUGAGAUUGAUUAGAUCUACAUUGUAUCGUAACUCUUUGUAAGAUGGGGCCCUGGUCAGUCAUUAGAAUGAAACUAAUGAUACUAGUGUCAAUAUGUCAAGUCAUCAAAAUCAUGCAUGUGCAGCUGUAAUGCUUGCAUGUAUAUUACCGAACAAGAGUUUUAUGAAAUAAAUUUCUUAAAUUCUUUUACAUGUAAUUACAUAUGGCCUCCGCUAAUAUUUAUCAAAGAUAGUAACAGUUUACAAAUUAAUCAUUGCUGAACAUUUAUUUAAAUUUAUACAUUUUUUAAAGCAAGUGUAACAAAUCUGUAGUCAUUCGUGAUUUGCUUGUAUUUAUAUCUAACUGAUCCUAAGUUAGAAACUUAAUCAUGAUUCAAUUUUAUGUGAUGAUCUCAUAUGCAGGGAGGUGUAAUAUGUACAGAAAAUUGUCUAGAUAUGAAGUAAAAAUACCUAUUCAUUGUCAAUGUUUAAAACUUCCAGGAUGUUUUUUUGAUGACCUAGAAAAUAAAUAAAUUCAAAGUGUCAAACCAAAUCCUAGACUCAAGAGUACAUGCCAGAAUGGUUUGCAAUAUGCACAGGGUCAUAAAGGUUUGAAACAGUGUGAGGGAACAUGGCAGAAAAAUGUACAUGAAAUUAUAUGUAAGGGUGAAUGGGUCUGAUAGUAUGUAAUAAGUCAAAUGUGAACAAAAUAUUUACAAAGUAAGGGGAGGGGUGUAAUUGUCAGACUUCCAUCUACUUCAUGUAUAAAACUUUUAAAAGAGAUGAACCAUAAUGGCCCAAAUAUUUAAAUAUGGUUUCAGUUGUACUACAUGUAUGAUAUAAAACCAUGGAUUAUUAUGCAGAUUUGUCAUAUUAUUCUGUUUCAUUCAAGCAUGAAUUUAGCUCCAUUUGCACAAGCGCAUUCAUAAUUGGACUUAUCUUAGUGUAAUAAAAUAAGCAUGAUUACAUGUAUGUACACAAAAUCUGAAUAGUCCAUUGCUUUAUACCAUUGUACAAUUGGAACCACCUUUGUGAAUUCAGGCUGAUAGAUUGAAACUUUGACAAAUUUGACUAAAGUUUAGUUUCAGAAAAGGUGUCAAUGUAUAAUUUGAAAAGAUUUGGGGAUUCUGAGAUUAAUAACUGGAUGUAUUAGUAGAUCCUAUUUCCCAGACAAUGUAUUUAAAUGUUUGAUUAUAACUUAUUGCUAUGACCAACUUCACGAUAACAUGUAAAAUGCAGUGAAUGUUGCAAAAUUAAUGAAUGGAAAAUAUUUUAUUCAACAAACAUUAGAUCAUAAUCAUAUAAUCUUGGCUUUUGCCACCUAAGAGUAAGAUAUUGUAGGAUCUCAUAAAACCUCCUUCAUGAUUAAUCGUGCAACUAUUCAUAACCCUUACGAUUGUGUGCAAAAUAUGUUGUAACCAGGGUAGGAAACGUACAUGAGCGAGAAACAAACAUUAUUGAGGAAAGUUUAGAAAACCCCUUUCUACACAGAUGCCUACAGCAGUUGCAAAAAAAGUAGCCCUUGAAAUUAGAGAAAUAGCCCUCAAAUUCAGCAUUACCCCAAUGUGGGGGGGGGGGGGGAAAUAGCCACUUAAAAACUAUUUUCUUCCCCAAUUGUAACUGAAUGGGCGCAAAUGGUACAUGACCAAUUUUGAAAGCCCCUGAAAAAUUAAGUUUUGGUCUGUAGUCAUAAAAAAACAUAAAAAAGAGAAUAAUUUGCAUUGAUCACAAUGUACCUACACACAGUUUACGUCCUUUCGUUCAAAGAAAGUGGUCUAAAUUUGAAGCCUAAAAGCGACCCUGCUAGGACUUGUGUUUUGAAGGCCCUUCAAAUUAAAGGGGUACUCCAGGCUGAAGAUACUCUGAUAUGAACAGAUCAAGAAAAAUGAGACAAACAAAAUACUGAAAAUUUGAUCAAUAUCGGACAAGGAAUGGCAUUUUAAAGAUUUGCAUUAUUUCAGUGAAACAGUUCUAGGCAUGUCUUCAUGAAUAUUCAAUGUGCAAACUGAUUAUGUCGUAUCCCCACUUGUUUUGUAUUUUAUUAAAUGAAAUCAUAUUCAUUUUUUUCCUUUAAAAAAUUGAUUUGCAACUGAUAAUGCAUUAGAUAUUAACUACUGCAACUUUUUUUUUUUUUUUUUUUUGCAAGGGAGACAUAUUCUAUACACAUGUAUGCCAAAAUGAGAUAAUUAUGAUUUCAUGUAAUAACACAAGAAAAAGGAAAGUGGGGAUGUGACAUCAUCAGUCCAGCUAAUGAAUAUUCAUGAUGUGUAUACAACUGUUCUCACAAAAUAUUGCUAAGCUUUAAAAUUCAAUAACUUUGUUAUUAGAUUUUGAUGAAGUUUUCAGCAUUUGCUCAGUGAAUUUUACUCUAUUUAUUACGAAUUUAAUUACUUUUAGCCUGGAGUACCCCCUUUAAUUUCCUUCAGCAAGGAAUUCAUCCACAGUGUGCUGCACUUGUCUGCAGACCAACAUGUAGGCCUACAUAUCUUGGAUACAAGUGCAUUUGUCUGUACUAUCUUGCAACAUUCACAAGUAUACAUUGACUAGUAUACAUUGACUGUACAGUCUAUGCCUUCAAAACAAAUCAAUGGUUUAUGGCAGUUUUUAGCUCAAACAAUAAUAUGUAGUUUUGGAUGUGAAAUUUUGAAUUUUGGUUUCAGGCGAAGGGACAUGCAUCCUUUCCUCAGUGAUUUGAAAGACUAUUUAGCGGAUAGGCUACCUCCAAAUAUGCUCUAGAAGUCUGUCCUGUCCCCUUUACCAAAAGCAAUUAUUUGCUAUAUAUUACUUUAUUCAUAGAAGUUAUGAAUGUAAUUUAUAUUCAUGGAUAGAAGUUGAAAUGAAUUUUUUUUUUAAUGUUACAUAAUCAAAAUGAUGAAGUACUCAUAGAUAAUAUGUAAAUUUGGCCAUCAUGACAUUUUUUAAUAUUUUCUUCAUUCUGUACAAUGAAAUGUAGCAAUUAUAGAAUAAAUAUGAGCUGAUUAUUCAA